AUGCCAACUCUAUAUAUGAUUGAGACACAAAAGAUGUUAGUAGUCUGGGAAGCGAAUUGUGCACUUAAAGAUGUUAGAAUUCGGUGGUACGAAAACCGUCCCGAUGAUAAUAUAGGUAUAUUACUUGGCACGUCGAAUAUCCUUAUCCCUUUAAAGUUAGAUGAUUAUCAUCAUGUAUAUAAAGCUAUUAUAGGGCCAUUCGAAAAUAUAUCUAAUUAUGAAUAUGAAAUAAUUCAUAAAGAAAAUGAACAAAAGCCUACAGCCAUCAUUGCUUCACAUUCCUUUCAAUUUUUUCCUGUUUUACCUGACAAUUCUAAUUCAAGUGUUUAUCCUAUAAAAAUAGUGGCAUUUUCUGAUAAUCAAUUUGGCCUCACCGUUUUUAAUCGUCUUGUGAAAUCAGCUUUUCAGCGUCAUACGCCAAAUUUUGUUCUUCAUGCGGGAGAUGCUGUGCAAGAUUAUAAGAACCUUCAACAAUGGCAAACUGAUUUUUAUGACCCCUUGACAAACUAUCAUUUAUCACAACAAGCUCCUGUUAUUUAUGCGCACGGAAAUCACGAUUAUGAUAAACAUAGUGUAUAUGCUUAUACCACUGACAUGCCUUGGUAUUCAUUUACGAUAGCAAAUACACGAUGGAUUGUGUUAGACAGUAAUAUAGAUGACAUUGAGCAGGAUAAAUGGCUUAUUCGAGAACUUUCUUCUUCAGAAACAAAAAAUGCAGAGUUUCGGAUUGUAGUCGUGCACAUUCCACCUUUUGUCGAAUUUUGGGAACCUGGAGCGUGGCAUGACAAAAAUGAAAAGCAUUGGGGCGAAUUUGUACGCACAAGAUUUGUUCCUUUAUUUCGUACAUACGGUGUAGAUUUAGUAAUAAGUGGGCACCAGCAUAAUUAUCAACGUGGACAAUCAGACGGAAUAGUAUACGCAAUUAUUGGCGGAUCUGGAGGCGAGUUGGAUCUUGAAAAUGUAGAGGAUUGGAAAAU
Scutellospora calospora is the source of this 977-nucleotide messenger RNA. Lineage: Eukaryota; Fungi; Glomeromycota; Glomeromycetes; Diversisporales; Gigasporaceae. The record is from the annotation of a GenBank genome assembly.